Messenger RNA from Penicillium cataractarum, 1185 nucleotides. RefSeq lists its product as uncharacterized. The transcript is spliced from 2 exons. Bases 1 to 1185 code for a protein of 394 amino acids. Gene Ontology annotation, biological process: transmembrane transport. Lineage: Eukaryota; Fungi; Ascomycota; Eurotiomycetes; Eurotiales; Aspergillaceae. Gene Ontology annotation, molecular function: transmembrane transporter activity. The record is from RefSeq and is a predicted model, not a curated record.
AUGAGCAACGCAGAGAUCCAAGGGGCGAGCAACGGUGAUAACGUCGAGCCGGUAGAGACGACCCCAUUGCUAUCUCAUACCGGCCCUCAAAAGCCGUACUCGGUGUUUACGAACACCCAGAAGCGCUUGAUCAUUUUGGCAGCUGCUAUAGCAUCCACUUUCUCCCCUCUAUCAGCCAACAUCUAUUUUCCAGCGCUCAACUCCAUAGCAAAAGACUUGGGAGUUAGUCCUUCGCAAAUAAACCUGACAAUCACCACGUACAUGAUAUGUCAAGGCCUCGCGCCUAUAUUUACAGGGUCUCUAGCUGACCAAGCAGGCCGCCGACCGGCGUAUAUCAUAUGCUUUGUUCUGUAUAUCGUGGGCAACAUUGCUCUUGCCCUGCAGCACUCGUUCCUUGCCCUCCUCGUGCUUCGUGCUAUCCAAAGCUGCGGGAGUAGUGGAACCGUCGCCCUUGCAUCAGCCGUGGCCGCAGACAUUAUCACAUCAGCCGAGCGAGGGACCUACAUGGGUUUGACAUCUCUGGGGAAUAUUCUAGCUCCCUCGCUGGGCCCCAUAGCUGGGGGCUUGUUGACCCAAUACUUGGGCUGGCAAGCCAUAUUCUGGUUUUUGGCUAUAAUAGCGACUGUAUUCUUUGUGGUACUUUUGCUAUUCUUCCCCGAGACUUGUCGAGUUAUCGUUGGUGAUGGUUCGAUUGCCCCCUCUGGCUGGAAUCGACCGCUUUGUGAUUGUGUCAAGGCAUCUCGAUCAUCAACAACUACAUCUUGCGUGACCAAGUCCUCAAAUUGCCGGGACAAACACCUUUCAAUCCCAAAUCCCUGGCCCUCGCUGAGGUUACUCUUCCGACUCCCCGUCGGGCUAGUGCUUCUCGCGAAUGGUGUCAUCUUCGGUAGCUAUUACGCUGUUACUGCUGGAAUGCCUGCUCAAUUCGCGAAGCUGUAUGACUUGAAUGACUUGCAAGUGGGGCUUUGCUAUAUCCCCGCUGGUUUAGGUUCCUUGCUUAGUGCAACUGCAAACGGAAUUUUAGUUGACUGGAAUUAUCAAAGGAUCUGUACGAAGGCGGGAAUCUCACUGGAGCAAGAUCAUAAAAAUCACUUGCUAUCAUUUCCAAUAGAGAAGGCAAGGCUGCAGAUUGGAAUACCUAUGACUGUGAGCUCACUUCAAACUUCCCGUCCGUCUCUAUUUUAA